Molecule: messenger RNA, 2919 nt
Organism: Sungouiella intermedia
Lineage: Eukaryota; Fungi; Ascomycota; Pichiomycetes; Serinales; Metschnikowiaceae
Source: the annotation of a GenBank genome assembly
AUGGUCAAAUCCUACGACCGUUACGAGCAGGAAAGCUCCUUUGGAGUCAUUGGCGGCCAGUCAAAUAUUGUCUGGCUUCCCCCAGCUCCCACGCAGUCCUCUAAGUCCUUGGGACGAGCAGCACUGGGAGGUCUAGAAGACAUCUUGAUUUGGGACAUCAAAACCGGAGAGCUCAUGACUCGCUUGAGCGAUGGACUUACACCAGGAGCCUCCAACGCAAAGACAUCGCUGGCUCCUAGUCCUGUGGUGGCGUUGGAAUAUCACGAGGCCACCAAUAUUCUUGCAGCAGGCCAUGAAGAUGGAACUAUUAAGGUAUGGGAUUUGACUUCUGGCUCGGUAAUGGUGACAUUUGCGGGUCACAAGUCGUCCAUCAGUGUGUUAAAAUUCGAUCGUAACGGAACGAGAAUUGUUUCCGGCUCAGCAGACUCCACAGUGAUCAUGUGGGACUUGGUUGGAGAGGAAGGUCUUUUCAAGCUCAAGGGACACAAAAGUCAAAUCACAGGCAUGUACCUCCUCAGUGAAAAUGAGAAGGACGAAGAUGAGUUUGAAGAUUACUUAAUCACGGUGUCCAAGGAUGGACUUAUCAAGAUGUGGGAGUUGAAGUCCAAACAAUGCAUAGAGACUCAUUUGGCUCAUUCUGGCGAGUGUUGGUCGUUGGGUGUGAAUACCUCCAAAGACAUGCUCGUCACUUGCGGUAGCAAAGACCAGGUAAAGGUGUGGGAGAUCGACUUCUCCAAAGAAGAUGGAUCUAAGAUUACAGAAAAGGGCGAAUUUGAGAAAACGAGCAAAGCUCGUUGUACUGACAUUCUCUUCACAUCUGUCAGAGAUCUCACCAGCACAUAUGAGGUAUUUGCAUUGCAGAAUGCCGACAGAACCACGGAGUUGUUCCGUGUGCGUUCCAGCGAUGAAAUCAAGAAAGGAAUUGCCAAACGAACAAAGAGAUUGAAAGAAAAGGGCUUUGAAGACGACGAAAUUUUGCAGUCUCUUCGUGAGUCGGAGAUCAGCAUGCUUAUUACCCCAUUGACAACCAUUAGAGCCAUAGCCAAGAUUAAGUCUUGUACGUGGGUCAGGUCAGGCAAACUGAAGCUCAACUUGCUUCUUGCGCUCACCAACAACUCCAUUGAAUACCAUAACGUUCCGCUCCCGGAGAACAUCAGAAAAGCUCAAGUGGGUGAAGUUCACUCUGUCAAAGCCCACUCCAUCGACCUUGCGGGUCACAGAACAGACAUCCGAGCCAUGGAUAUUUCUGAUGACAACAAGCUCUUAGCAACUGCAUCGAACGGAGAGUUGAAGAUCUGGAAUAUCAGAACACUUAAUGUCUUGCGUACUUUUACUUUGGAAGGUGGCUACGCCUUGUGUUGUAAGUUCUUGCCAGGAGGAACAUUAGUGGUAGUUGGCUACAAGAACGGAGACUUAGAGCUUUAUGACCUUGCAUCUUCCGCUUUGAUCGAUAGAGUGGAGAAGGCUCACGAGAAUGCCCUGUUCACCAGCACCAAAGAUGACAAUGGCUCGGCCAUUUGGUCCAUGGACCUUACUCCAGAUGGCAGAACUUUGGUCACGGGAGGAAACGAUAAGAAGGUGAAAUUCUGGAAUUUCAAGGUUAGUCAGGAGCUUGUCGCCGGUACGUCUUCGGUUAUGUCUACCAUCAAGUUGUCACAUAAUAGAACCUUGGAGUUGAGCGAUGAGGUGUUGUGUGUCAAGGUCUCAUCGGACGCUAAGUUCUUGGCCAUCUCAUUGUUGAAUAAUAACGUCCAAGUUGUUUUCUACGACACUCUCAAGUUGUUCUUGACUUUGUACGGUCACAAGUUACCUGUUUUGUCCAUCGACAUGUCAUCUGACAGCAAGCUCAUCAUCACAUCAUCUGCUGACAAAAACAUCAAAAUCUGGGGUCUUGACUUUGGAGACUGCCAUAAGUCUAUCUUUGGCCACCAAGAUUCCAUCAUGAACGUCCGCUUUCUUCCUGACAGCCACAACUUCUUCUCUUCCGGUAAAGACGGUAUGAUUAAGUAUUGGGACGGAGAUAAGUUUCAAUGCAUCCAGAAGCUUCCUGCCCACCAAAGCGAAGUGUGGGCGCUUUGUGUGAGUAAGGAUGGUACUUUCGUUGUAUCCACCUCUCAUGAUCACUCCAUCAGAGUGUGGUCGGCCACCAACGAUCAGGUUUUCUUGGAGGAAGAAAGAGAAAAGGAGAUGGACGAGCUCUAUGAGAACGAGUUAUUGGAUUCACUCGAAGCUGAGGAACCUACCAGAAACGUGGAUGAUGACGACGAAGAAGGAGCAGAUGAUGCUGUUAAAGUCAGCAAACAGACCAUGGAAUCAUUGAAGGCAGGUGAAAAGUUAAUGGAGGCUAUUGACGUUGGAAUUGAAGACGUCGAUGCUUCUGAGCAGUAUGAGUUGCAAUUGCACCAAUAUCAAACCAAACAGUCUGGAGCAUCUAUGCCAGUGAAACCUACUGCCAACGCUAUCUUGUUGGCCUACAGUGUGACUGGACAAGAGUAUGUAUUGAAUACCAUGCUCAAGAUCCGGGCCGCGCAGCUUGAGGAUGCAUUGCUUGUUCUUCCGUUCUCAUACACAGUGAAGUUAUUGAGAUUCAUUAGCAUCUGGACAUCCAAGCAGAACAUCAAGGGAAACAUCGUACACAUUGCACUCAUCUGCAAGGUAUUGUUCUUUAUAAUCAAGGUGAAUGCUAAGGAGUUAGUGAGCCAGAAGGACGACAAAUUGCGCAACUAUUUGAUUGAGGUGAAGUCUCAGCUUCGUGAGGAGUUGUCAGGAGCUUCGAAGCAAUUAGGAUAUAACACACAGGGUUUGAAGUUCAAGAAAACUCAGUGGAAGAUGAACCACGAGACUGAGUUUAUUGAUGAGGCUGAGCAGAGGCAGUAUGAGGAGAAGAAGGCAUCGAAGAGAACGUUUGCAACGAUAUAG